This is a messenger RNA of Encephalitozoon romaleae SJ-2008, 1131 nucleotides long. RefSeq lists its product as hypothetical. The transcript has a single exon. Bases 1 to 1131 code for a protein of 376 amino acids. The record is from RefSeq and is a predicted model, not a curated record. Lineage: Eukaryota; Fungi; Microsporidia; Unikaryonidae.
AUGCCACUCAAGUACACUCCGAAGCUGUGCACAGUCCCGAAGAUUGACCAAAUAACCACACCAAACAAAAACAUACAGAGCUUCUUCAUGAGGAGCGAUGCAUCGUACUAUGCUGAUGAGAAGCAUAGAAUGGCAAACUACAGGACUGACGAGCAGAUCAUUCACAUUUUGGUCUGGAACAACAAGCUUCUUGUGGAGUCUGAGUCCAUUGAUCUUGGGGAUUUCUUUUAUCUGACGGGGAUGAACACAAAAAGGUUUGGAAGCCUUGAAGAAUGUGUUGGAUGGCUGGGAAAUCAGAUUUCGGAUGUAUUAAGGAAGCUGAAGAUAAAGCCUGGAAGCUCGUUUGUUUCCCUUGUGUUCCAGGAUCUUCUGAACAGGACAGAGGUAUUGGCACUGUGCAAUCUCUUCAUCAAUGUCUUGUCAUUCAAAGGGAUUCUGAUAACACCGCGGAGCCUAUCGCAAGCAAUCGGGACUCUUUCUCCCAACUGUGUUGUAGUGAAUCUCUAUGAGCAAUAUACUACAAUAUGCUUUGUGGAGGAUUUCUGGAUGCUAGAUGGGAUUUGCGUGUCCAGAGAAUGCAACAAGGGAUUUGAGCUUAUUGACUCUGUGGAUUUUGUUGAUGAAUUCAAUAAGAUCAAGGUAUUUGAAGAGAAGAACAUCUUUUCUUGUGACAAGUGUGAUUACAAAGAUGAAACAGAGGCGAAGAUGGAGGCACACUUUCUAUCUUUGCACCAGGAGGAGAGCGUGUGCCACACAGAUGUCGGCCAAAGCGAACAUUUCAAGAUGCACUUCAGAGUCUAUGAUGGAGAGGAGGGGGAUAUUCAUGAGCUUAUAGCCAAAAGAACAAUCCAUGUUCUUAGUAAGGAGAAGGCAAAGAAGAUAGGAAGCAAAGUGAUUGUGUUUAAUUAUGGGGGCAUGGGGCUGUCUGAAGAAUGCCUAGGGAGGGCUUUUGAGGAGUAUGGGAUCAAUCCUGAGAUUUCUAUGCAUGAGGAACCUAAUGAGAGUAUGAUUACGAAUGUGAUGGUUGCCUUUUCUGGGCUUGAUUGUGUCAAGGAGAUAUGGAUGACAGACAAGGAAUGGAACGGUGCAGGGCUUCGUGUGUUGAAGGAGAAGGUGCUUUUCAUUAUAUAA